UCCGUAUUCUGUCUGAGGAGUUUUUCUGCUUUAUCAGCGAAAGAGAUCGGCAGCAGGCUUCGUUUUGAUUAAAGAAAAAGUCAAGUAUCUGUAUCAUUAUCACUUGAAGCGGCAGGGAAAAAUGACCAGCAACAUUGCAGGACAAGAUUUCUCGACGCUCCCACCGGUUCAAGCUGCCCUCGGCUCCCUUCCGGAAAAUGCUACGAAGACCGCACUUAUGGCGUUGCUUGGACCCGUUACAGCACUGCAACCUGCGUCGACGGCGAUUGGCCUCCUUAAGCAGGCUGCGCUUGAAAACCCUGAACAAGGAACCAGUCCUGGCGCAACCCUGUACGGACUCUUGUCUAUCAUAAAGACAAGCUUAGCUGGAUUUGCAGUGGAAGCAGUCUUGAAGCAGAAAAUUGUAAACCAUGUCGGCGAUGUCGUGUUCGCGGAAAUUGCGCAAACAAGCGAAGCGCCGGCGGCGGUCGAAGAAGCCAAGACACAAACUAUUCUCUGAAAAUUAAGCAUCCCCAUCAAUUUGUACUUGUGCUGCAAAAUAAGAAACUCAUAUGCGCGGUAACAGAAUAGAAGGAAAAAUUACCGGGUAACUUUUACUAGUUAUUUUGUAUAGCCGCUCGAAAGCAAAUUCUAAUUGAUUCUGUGUCUUUGUCUCUGUCUGUCAUGUAAAAAAUAAAGAGGCAUGGAUGGGGGUGGUAACUUUUCAAGGAAUAAAAGUCAAACAGUUUCUAAGCGGAGACGACAGUGUAGGAGAGGCGCUAAAAAACAAUUUGGCGCAAACAAUAAUGCCAAACUGGCCGCCGGGUACUGCACCUGGAGCGGGUGGUGGCGAAACCACCGGGAGCAGCUCCGUGCAACUGGCGCAAACGAGUGCUAUUCAUUCGAGCUCCACCUCCGCUGCGGAACUACCAACAACUUCCUCGGAGCAGCAGCAAUCCUUUGCUGAAGCUGAAGGCGCUCGCUCUCCCAGUACUGCUGCUGCCAACGUCGCUGCCGAAAUCGAGUCGUCCAGUACGAUCGAGCUGAAUAGCGCCCACGAACAAGCCCCCGAUUAUCAUCAUACGCAGGAAUCGAAGCCGCAAGGUGGUCAGUACCUACGAAAGGCGGACCCGUAUGUGACGAAUUCCAAGUCCAAGUUGACGAAGUUCCACAGUGACCAUGAGAUAGCUUCUCUGUCCGGCAGAACUCCCGUGUCCGCCAGCUCUGGUGCGAAAGUAACUGUCCCAGAACUAUCGUUAGCCGGAAAAACCCCAGGAGCUGCAUCGUUUCACGAAUCUACUGCUUCAUCGGGACUGAACACCAACCAAAACUUCUUCAACUUCUCCACCCAGGACUUCUACCAGCCCUUCUUGGACCUCACCGAGUACUUGUCUAAGCAAAUCCAACAGAUCUCCGCGACCGUCGUUUUCCUGCUGCAGUAUCACGAGAACUGGAAACUGCACUGCAUGGCCUUGCUCCUCGUCAUGUUGGCGGUGUUUUCCAUUCUCGGACUUUACUGCUACAAGUGGUCGACUGUGGCGUCGUCGCGUACUGGUAACCGCGGAAAGAACGCGAAAGGUGCAGCGGAGGACCACGACAUUGAGAGCAACAUGUUCGGCGGUUUUUCGGCGAAGCAGGGGACGAAAUCGAAGGCUCCGCUCACGACCCCGAUCGACCUGGACCACGAUUGCACCGGAUUGUUCCCCGAGAAUGCGGCAACUGCGGAGGGCACGUCGUUCCAAUCCCUCCGUUCCGCGGCGAGCUCUCUGUACAAGUACGGCACCUUUGCGGGGACGAAAUUGCAGGAGCAGCUGUCCGGACGGAGCAGUACUGCUGGAACGGGAUCGGCUGACUACGAUUCCGAGGACGAAGAGGAUUUCUGA
Messenger RNA from Amoebophrya sp. A120, 1862 nucleotides. The record is from the annotation of a GenBank genome assembly. Lineage: Eukaryota; Dinophyceae; Syndiniales; Amoebophryaceae.